AUGAUCACCACAACCCAAUUUCAAAGCAGCUGCUCACCUGCGAACCCCACUCAAACACUACGUCCGACUUGUCCUCCUGUGACUUUGAACUUAAUCCGCAACGUUGGUACCCCUCUUAGAAUACCUGCAGUGUACGCUACAUCAACACCGACAAUCGCCCCACCUCGGUGCGCAACUGGAAAACCCAGAAGAGGUCGGCGCUCUUUAUUGCCGCCAGAACAACGAGAGCAAACCCGUCGGCUGAAAAAACAAAAUAUGGAACGCCGUCGACGUGCCUGCAUAUCAGACAAAAUAAAUGCCUUGCACAACCUCGCACUGAGCAUUGUCGGACUAGACGUCGACCAACAGACGCAAGUUCAAUCUCAGCAACUAAACCAACAACAUAGAUUGGAAAAGGCCGACAUUUUAACUACAUGUUACAAGGUCUUCGAAGGAAUCGCGAAAAUUGCAAAUGAAAAACCAGAACUUCAGAUGCGUUUGCGUCAACUCCGCUUCAAAGAUCGCCAUCACCAACCAACGGACAAUGUUUGUUCGUUCCCCGAUGAAUCCACUCAGAGCAGCGCAUGUUCCGGUGGUAUAGUGAGUGUAGUAUCUGCACCCGAUGGUUCAAAACGAAUCAAUUCAAGAGUCAAAGAAACUCCUUAUCGAUUUUCUCGUAUCCUUCCUGGGAACACAUCCGAAAUGAAUAAGCCACCGACUACUAUCCUCAUGGCUGGAAAACCACAUUAUCGCAAGAGUUCUAGCACGGUCGACAGUGGGAUCUACAGUUCACUAGAUGAGAGUAUACGUAGUGAAUGCAGUGAAAGACUGUCUUCACCAGCGCCACGCAACUGUCUACAAGCACAGCAACCUAGAGUCCGUUUAUCCAUAUCACUUACUCCCCAUAUAAGCCCGCUGCGAAACUGGACGGUUAUUCCCGAAGGUGGUGCAUCCUCAAAACGCAAGAUUCACGAGUCAGUCGCUUCUUCAUCCAAUCCAGUUCAUCGAUCAGAAUCUACACGAACAUCGCCCGAUUCUGUUUGGAGACCCUAUUUGUGA
This is a messenger RNA of Opisthorchis viverrini, 1038 nucleotides long. RefSeq lists its product as hypothetical. Gene Ontology annotation, molecular function: protein dimerization activity. Bases 1 to 1038 code for a protein of 345 amino acids. The record is from RefSeq and is a predicted model, not a curated record. Lineage: Eukaryota; Metazoa; Platyhelminthes; Trematoda; Opisthorchiida; Opisthorchiidae. The transcript has 4 exons.